AUGCGUGUCUCCGCUCAGAUCAUCGCCGGCCUGGCCCUCGCCGCCAGCACCGCCAACGCAGGCCUAUACAGAAGAGCUCACCAGACAUCCACCAGCAGCGAAGUAACCACUAUCCCAACCGAAACAGCCACUACGGCCACCCCCGUCAUCGAUAAAGACACCUCCGCCACCGAGACCAGCACCCCCGCAACAACCGAGAGCGACGUCCCCACUGUCCUCUCCAGCGCGGAUGCCCCUCCCGCCGAGACGACAAGCAUCCCUCUCAUCAAGGCCAGCGACGCCGCGUCCUCCUCCGACGCGGCUAGCUCUUCUGCCGCCGGCAUCACGACUGCCCCGCGUCCCAAGGCUACCGGUACUGGCGACUACGUUGGUCUCGUCACUCCCAAUGAGGAGUCGACCAGCAGUCGCGGCCACAGCACUGGCAGCACCACCAGCACCACCAGCAGCACCAGCAGCAGCGGCGGCAGCAGCAACAAAGACGACGGCGAAGAAAACACUAAACCCACCACGUCCCGUCAUACCAGCCCUGGCUCCACCCUCGUGGUGCCUGGCCUCGCUGCUCUGGGUAGUCUUGCCAUUGGCCUGAUGGUUCUCGUUUGA
Aspergillus viridinutans is the source of this 600-nucleotide messenger RNA. RefSeq lists its product as uncharacterized. The transcript has a single exon. Lineage: Eukaryota; Fungi; Ascomycota; Eurotiomycetes; Eurotiales; Aspergillaceae. The coding region runs from base 1 to 600 and encodes 199 amino acids. The record is from RefSeq and is a predicted model, not a curated record.